UUGAAGAUUUUUUUAUAUAUUCUGCAACAAGGAAAAAUGAAAUCUGGCAACGUUGCGGUAUUGACGUCAGCUGGUGUAUAAUAGUGGUGGUGAAAUGUAAUCGUAAGUAGAUUAUAGCUGUAUUCAUAUGAGCAGUGAGUAGUGAGAAAAACAACAAUGGAGGCUUGUAGUGCUGUUGAACGCGAGGUUGAUAAAGUCUUGUUAAAAUUUGGAGCAAUAAAUAAUCAUGCCGAUACAACAUUACGUGAUCUUAUUAAUCACAUAGAAUCUCUAAAAAAAGAAUUAGAGGAAGCACCACCUGAUCAUGAACUGACAUUAAAUCAAAUUCAAGUAUUAAAACAAGCAAUGACUAAGGCACGAGACACAGUUCAAAGACUGGCAACAGAACAUCGUGAAUUGCAUAGCACUGUCUCAAGAGUAGGCAAAACAAUUGACAAAAAUUUCAUAGCCGAUUUUGCUAGUACAAGCAGAGAAGAUGUAUUUUCAGGUUCAGAAAAAACACAUCUUCUUAAUCAAGUCAUUUGUCAGCAUUUUUAUCGUAAGGGAAUGUUGGAUAUAGCUGAUGAAUUGGCACAGGAAGCUGGCAUUAAAACUGAUGAAGGUAGAAAAGAGCCAUUUACGGAAUUAAAUUACAUAUUAGAUUGUUUGAAGCAAAAAAAUUUAGAACCAGCUUUGGAAUGGUCAAUGAAGCACAGAGAAGCUCUAAUUGCAAAAAAUUCUUCCUUAGAGUUUAAACUGCAUAGACUACAAUUCAUAAGAUUGGUUCAGCAAGGACCAAGUAAACAGAACGAAGCUAUUGCAUAUGCUCGAAAACAUUUAACUCAAUUUGUUAAUCGCUAUGAAAAAGAAGUUCAGUCAUUAAUGGGAACGUUAUUAUACUUACCUAAUGGCAUCCAGUCAUCUCCUUAUAGCCAUUUACUAGAUCCGGUUUUGUGGCUUGAUAUUCAUGAUUCUUUCACCAGAGAAGCUUGUACACUUUUAGGAUUAAGUGUUGAUAGCCCUCUUUCAGUUUGCAUAAAUGCUGGCAUUACUGCUCUUCCUGCUCUUUUGAAUAUAAAACAAGUAAUGCAACAACGACAAGUUGCUGGUAUAUGGAGUGGAAAAGAUGAACUACCUAUCGAAAUUGAUUUGGGAACUCUAGGCCGUUAUCAUUCUGUUUUUGCGUGUCCCAUCCUGAGGCAACAAAGUACAGAAAACAAUCCACCAAUGAAACUAGUUUGUGGUCACGUUAUCUCUCGAGAUGCUCUUAACAAACUCACAAAUGCAAAUAAGAAUCAAUUUGUUUCCAGACUGAAAUGCCCUUACUGCCCAGUGGAUCAAAAUCCGGAAGAUGCUAGACUCAUUUAUUUUUAGUAUACUGUGAUAAUAUAGGAUAGCGUAUUUGUAUAAUACUUUAAAAGUAUAUUAUAUUCGCCCAUGACUAGUAUUAGAUUUUUAUUAUGGUGCAAUCCUAAAAGAAGUUUCAAAUCGAUGAUGAAUUAAAUACUAUUCACUGUCCAACAUCAAAUGCAAAAGAUUGAUUAAUUACUAUCAAAGAGAAACUAAUUCUAAUUUGGUAGGAAUUUUCCAGUAAUGACAGAUAUUUUGUAGAUUUCAAGUUCUGAAUUCGAUCUUAAAGAUGAUAACUGUAAAAUUUAUUAAUAAUAAAUUUUUUAUAAAUCUUAAAAUAUAAUUCACUAGAUCUUUUUGUUUAUAAUACUGAUAAUGUAGAUUAUAUUUAAGGGGCAGCACAAAAUUUACUCCAAAAAUGAACGAAAUUUUAAUGAAGUAAAUAAAUUAUCAGUAUAACUUAUUUUUACUUUAACCUUGCUGUAUAAAUAAUAUUCGUGAAAGAUAAUUCAAUACUAUCUGUGACACUUUAAAAUGCAUCAGUCAUUAUUGAAGAGGGUAUAAAAAGUGUAAUUUAAAAAUACAAAUAUAUUUAACAUAAUAUUUCAACGACUACAUUAUGAUCUAAUUUAUUAGAAAAUGUGAACAUGAAUAUGAUUGAAAUUAUGAAAAUAAUUAAAGUACGAAAAUUGUAAAGUGAAAAGAUUGAGUAACCUUUUAUUUAUUAUCGCCUGUUAAUUUUUAAGAAUCGAAAAACCUGUCUGAAAACCGUCUUUAAAUAUUUUAAUAAAUUGAAGUGAAGAAUAAUCGAUAGAAAUUCCAAACUGGAACGGUUAAAAUCAGAACCUGUUGCCAGUCAUUAAUAUGUAUACAUCUGAAUCACCGAACG
Molecule: messenger RNA, 2218 nt
Organism: Phymastichus coffea
Lineage: Eukaryota; Metazoa; Arthropoda; Insecta; Hymenoptera; Eulophidae
Gene: Sou
Product: E3 ubiquitin-protein ligase RMND5A
Exons: 7
Coding region: 157-1353 (398 amino acids)
Biological process (GO): proteasome-mediated ubiquitin-dependent protein catabolic process
Cellular component (GO): cytoplasm; nucleus; GID complex
Molecular function (GO): protein binding; ubiquitin protein ligase activity
Source: RefSeq, a predicted model, not a curated record